AUGUCGCCCACGGACGUGCAGAACGGCGUCUUCGCGGAUCACGAUGGCUUCGCAGCCGGCGAGCUGUUUGGGAAGGGGUACAGCUACACGUAUGAUGAUGUGAUCAUGCACCCGGGUCACAUCUACUUCGGAGCCCACGAGGUCAGCCUGGCCACCAGCGUCACCCGCAACAUCCAGCUGCAGAUCCCCAUUGUCAGCUCGCCCAUGGACACGGUCACCGAGUCUGAAAUGGCGGUGGCGAUGGCCUCGCUCGGCGGCAUGGGGUUCAUCCACUACAACAACACUGUGAAGGAGCAGCUGAACCACGUGCUCAAGGUGAAGCGCCACAUCCCCGGGUUUGUGGUGACGCCCGCGGUGCUGCCGCCAAUGGCCACGGUCGGAGACAUUGAGAAGCUGCAGGUGGGCCUCGCGGGCCAUUGA
Monoraphidium neglectum is the source of this 420-nucleotide messenger RNA. RefSeq names its product IMP dehydrogenase. Gene Ontology annotation, molecular function: IMP dehydrogenase activity. The coding region runs from base 1 to 420 and encodes 139 amino acids. The transcript is spliced from 4 exons. Gene Ontology annotation, biological process: GTP biosynthetic process. Gene Ontology annotation, cellular component: cytoplasm. Lineage: Eukaryota; Viridiplantae; Chlorophyta; Chlorophyceae; Sphaeropleales; Selenastraceae. The record is from RefSeq and is a predicted model, not a curated record.